UACUGUGAGAGCUGUGAUUGGACACAGCUUGUCACAUGGUACAAGGCUGUUGUGAAUAGCCUUGUACCAUGUUAUUUCUGUGAUCAUUCACAGAUUUCACACGUAGUAAGCAAUGAUGUCAGAAGAGACAUCUUGUUUACUACUGUCCCUGUGAUCACUGAUUGGCCAAUCAGUGAUCACAUGAACCAGGACCUCACACAGAGGUCCCGUAGAACGAUCGGUGUUCCGCUGUGUCCCUCCGGACACAGUAGGUACUGGAUUGUGGUGCUGCGCACACAGGCUGAAAAUGUGGAUGCCGUUUAUGAACGGCAACCCACUCCUGCACUUCUCCUGUUCAGCUGUUUAUGUACAUGGGCUGGACAGAAGUGGUUA
This is a messenger RNA of Staurois parvus, 372 nucleotides long. NCBI's taxonomy places the organism in Eukaryota, Metazoa, Chordata, Amphibia, Anura, Ranidae. The record is from the annotation of a GenBank genome assembly.